ACGCAUGUACGCUAAAUUCCCGGGAUCGUUAUUAGGAAUCGGUCCCUUCUGUUGGCACUAUUAAAGGGAGUACCUACCUACAACUCUUAUACAAAGAAUAGAAACACGUUCUCGAAGUACGUACGAUCCGUUUCAACGAGAUUGUGAUUUCGACACAAAACAGAAAACAGUUUACCUGCGAUACGUAACGCUUCGUUGAAUGUCACAUUUUCUCACGGGAGUUUCCCCAGUUUAUUGAAAAAGCUGCAACGAUAACAAUUGACGCGAUGGACGAUAAAUCAGAUUUAAUAGCCUGUGACAUGGAUUGCACAAAAUUGGUGGAGGAUUUGGCGAAAAAUAAAAAUGAAUCAGCCAAGGAAUUUUACUUGAAAAAGAAAUAUGAUAUGGCAUUGAUAAAAUACAAUGAAAUUAUUGACAUUUGCCCAAAGUCUCCAGUAUACUAUGGAAAUAGAACUGCGUGUUAUAUGAUGCUUGGAAAAUUUCAAGAUGCCUUAAAUGAUGCGAAAAAAUGCAUUGAAUUAGAUAUGAAGUUCAUCAAAGCUUACAGAAGAGCUAUACAGUGUUCUUUAAUUUUGGGAGAUAUUGUUCAAGCUCAAACCAUCUUAACAAAGUUAUUAGAGAUUGAUCCUGAUAAUAAAGUAAUAGUUGCAGAAAAAAAAAAAUUACAAUAUUUACAAAACUUUCUUAAAGAUGCAGAUGCUGCAUAUAAGGCCAAGGAUUUUCGCAAGGUUGUGUACUGUAUGGACAGAUGUUGCGAUAUAAGCACUUCUUGUCCAAGAUUUAAACUAUCUAAGGCAGAAUGUCUAGCAUUCUUAGGGAGAUACCAAGAAGCACAAGAAAUUGCAAACAAUAUUUUACAUAUUGAUAAACAAAAUCCGGAUGCGCUGUAUGUCCGCGGUAUGUGUUUGUAUUUCCAAGAUGAUAUUGGCAGAGCAUUUGCACAUUUUCAACAAGUACUCAGAUUGGCACCAGAUCACGUUAAGGCAUUGGAAAUAUAUAAGCGAGCCAAAAAUUUAAAGAAAAAGAAAAAUGAAGGUAAUGCUGCUUACAAUAUGGAACAGUAUCAAGAAGCAUAUAAAUUGUAUACUGAAGCCCUGACCAUAGAUCCACAAAACAUAGUAACGAAUGCGAAACUUCAUUUUAAUAAAGCGACAGUAGCUACAAAGUUGGGUCUCCUAAGUGAAUCAGUUGCAGAAUGUACAGAAGCAUUGAAAUUAGACAACAAUUAUUUGAAAGCUCUUCUUAGGAGGGCAGCAUCUUAUAUGGAACUUAAAAAAUACGAAGAUGCUAUUCAUGAUCUCGAAAAAGCAUAUAAAAUGGAUAAAAGUCGCGACAACAAACGGUUACUUAUGGAAGCAAAAUUGGCGUUAAAAAUAUCUAUGAGGAAGGAUUAUUAUAAGAUUUUAGGCAUCGACAAAAAUGCAUCAACUGAUGAUAUUAAGAAAGCUUAUAGGAAAAGAGCUAUGGUACAUCAUCCAGAUCGGCAUCCGAAUGCAACCGAAGGAGAAAAGAAGGAACAAGAAAAGAAGUUCAAAGACGUUGGAGAAGCCUACGAAAUUUUAUCGGAUCCGAAGAAACGAUCGCGUUACGACAAUGGACAUGAUGUAAUUGAUAGUGAUGGCGGUUUUCAAGAUAUCGAUCCAAAUGCAGUGUAUCAAACGUUUUUCAACCAACACAACGGUUACCAGUUCCAUACAGGUGGCGGCUAUCCCGGUGCUUUUCCGUCUGGUUUUACCUUCCAUUUUAGUUAACAGCAUUCCAAGAAGCACGUCUUUAUGCUCGUUAUAUUAUAUUAGAUUUUGUGUACCUUUCAUUCGUAGUCCACCUCGUAUUAUCAGGCAACGUAAAUAAUAUAAAACUUACUAGAUAUAGUUUUAUAUAUUUAUUUAAAUAUUUGUAAAUAUGUCUUAUAUGUAUCCUUAUAGAGUUCACCGCAGUACGAUACGUAAAUGACGAGUUUUAUGAAUCAUAUCGGUAUUUAAACUGGUCACAUUUUUUGAAAAAGUACAGUUGUAUUGAUAGUUACUUACUAAAUGUUAUAUGUAAGUUCUUUCGUCGUUCAGUGAUGUUACAAAGUUAGCUUAUAUAUUCAGCCGAGUAAUACAGUCCGCUAUAAACUUUCCAGACUCGCUUUAAUUCGUUGUUCGUGCGCAUUAUAUAACGUUCAAAUUGACUUUGGAAUGAGAUAAAUAAAUUUUACGCAAUUCGUGUCUCUUUGUAGAAACAUAAUGUAUGAAGCAUUGUUAAAUGAAACUAUAAUAAAUUCUUAAACGAAGUUGCGGAUUUUUAUGGUAAUCGUAGUUAGAUAACCGAGUAAAUUUAAGAGUAAUGCGAUAGCAAUUAUAGAGUAAACGGAAAGUAAGUAAACAGACUAUUAUUUAAGUAUCCCUGUUAAACAUUCACUUAUUAUAUUAUGAAUAACUAUGGAAUUUGUAAGAAAUAAUUUAAGUACCUUAUUUAUUUCUCUAAACAGAUGGCAACAUAGAUCACACAUCCAAUUCAUCAAA
This is a messenger RNA of Colletes gigas, 2507 nucleotides long. It is a transcript of the gene Tpr2, whose product is annotated as dnaJ homolog subfamily C member 7. Lineage: Eukaryota; Metazoa; Arthropoda; Insecta; Hymenoptera; Colletidae. Gene Ontology annotation, molecular function: protein binding. The coding region runs from base 267 to 1751 and encodes 494 amino acids. The transcript is spliced from 11 exons. The record is from RefSeq and is a predicted model, not a curated record.